This is a messenger RNA of Pieris napi, 2022 nucleotides long. It is a transcript of the gene Ypel, whose product is annotated as protein yippee-like. The coding region runs from base 409 to 816 and encodes 135 amino acids. The record is from RefSeq and is a predicted model, not a curated record. NCBI's taxonomy places the organism in Eukaryota, Metazoa, Arthropoda, Insecta, Lepidoptera, Pieridae. The transcript has 6 exons.
GAGAUCGUUUGUUUUUGACGCAGCAGCGCAAUCAAAGUGCGCAGGCAGUGCAACGAUUAUCACGUUCGCAGGCCACUGGAAAGUGAUGUAAAUAACACGUUAAAGCCUUAACAUUGUAAACAAAGACUUUGCAGUACUUACUGAACCAAUAUUUACCUAGAAAUCGUGUCGUGACUGCUUACAAAUCUAAUCCCAGUGAAACUACGACACUAGUGAUAUUGACUUGAAUAAAAUGAAUCCGUGAUAUCCAGCGAAACAAAGACAAUUGCAUAAAGACAUUCAUUUUAACAAGUUUAAUAUACGAGUGUUUUUUGUAUUGGAUGAACUUGAAGAGGGUGGCGGGUGUGUGGGACCCUGAGUCGCGGCGGGGGGCGGCGGCCGGCAGGUGACCGGCGGAGUCCGCGGCUCAUGUGGGCGGCUAGCGCGUGCUGCUCGCGCCAGGCAGGCGACGGGGCCAGCGCGACGCGCGCGCCCGUCAAGACCUUCCAGGCGUACCUGCCGCCGGCGCACCGCACUUACAGCUGCAUACACUGCCGCGCGCAUCUCGCCAGCCAUGACGAGCUCAUAUCCAAGUCGUUCCAAGGCAGCCAGGGGCGUGCAUAUCUCUUCAAUUCUGUGGUAAACGUUGGGUGCGGGCCGGCAGAGGAGCGUGUGUUGCUGACGGGGCUUCACGCAGUUGCUGAUAUUUACUGCGAGUGCUGCAAAACCAUGCUCGGCUGGAAAUAUGAACACGCAUUCGAAUCGAGUCAAAAAUAUAAAGAGGGCAAGUUCAUAAUAGAACUGGCUCAUAUGGUGAAAGAGAACGGGUGGGACUAGGCGCUGGGACUAAAGUGCUGUGACCCCCGUCAAUGACUGUUCGUGACCAUGCGUCGGCGCCUCGAGCCCUCGUGAUAAAAUGGCCGGCGAGUCACCUCGCCUCUCUCGCAACUCCGCCGCCAUCGAUACAAAUUAUUUUUGUCAUAAUCAAUUAUUCAUGGAAAAUCGAUGAUGGCGGAUUGUCGAGCGAUUUACCUAAGUACUGUCAAUUGUUCAAGCGUUGAACGCACUGUUUAGCAUCUACUAUCAGUGUUUAGAGAACAGGAUCGAAAACAAAUUGUCAAGCGAUCACGUAAGUUGUUUCCAUCCCUUUGGAAAUUCUAAAGUCAAUUGUAUGAGAAUAUUGGCCAAGUGCGGUAAUCCUGCUUGACAGUUGACAGUAUGUCGGGCGUUAUAUUAGCGGCUUAAGCUUGAGCACCGCCAUUUGACGUUAUACAUAAGUUAUCGAUCUCAACCGCCCAGCUUCGGGCAGUGGGCAUAGAAUUUAUACUAAUUUUUAGUUAUAGAAACGUUUAUUUUUUGCGCAAGCGAAUAUCUUAAGUUGUAUUAGUUUACACGUCAUUAUAUAUCGGAAAGAACACUAAUACUUCUUGUCCCCUUUAACCUGUGAUAAGUACGUUAGAAUAGAAUUUUUGAAUUUCUUGAACGAUCAUUUCAAGAGUUGCUCAGAGAAAUUUCAUAUGUAUGUUCCUAAUUUCAGCUGUACAAUUUGCUUUACUUUUUUACUAGUCGAAGCGGAAAGUAGUUUUCGAUGUAUUUGCGCCCGUGUUUGGUGAUUUUGGUUAGUUUCGUUCAUUUUCUUUCGCUUUCCGUUUGGAAUUGGAAUUUACAAUGUUACGCUUUAAAGUCGGGAAGACGAUUGGGUCGAACAUUUUUAUAUACGAAGGGAGCAGUUAGUAGUUUUAUUAUUCAUUUAUUGUUUCCAUUUAAAUGUAUAUUAGACACAAUUAACCCCAAAUAUUUUUAUUUUUUCUUAAUUUUAUCCUAAUCUGCAUGGUACUUCAUUAAGGCGAUAAUGAUGUUAUCUGUGUAAGAUUCAGAGCUUCUACAAUCAUAAUGUCGGAUGACAUAGUCUGUCAAAACAUAAUUCGAAAUAUGAACCGGGAUAUUACUUGCAUUUGGCGGUCGAUAAUCAAUUGGAGGGAAUCUUUAUACGCAGUUAGAGCAGUGGAAAGUGGAAACAAUGUAUAGUGCGGUUUCAACAAU